This is a messenger RNA of Anoplopoma fimbria (sablefish), 890 nucleotides long. RefSeq names its product PRELI domain-containing protein 1, mitochondrial-like. The transcript has 6 exons. Gene Ontology annotation, molecular function: phosphatidic acid transfer activity. The record is from RefSeq and is a predicted model, not a curated record. Lineage: Eukaryota; Metazoa; Chordata; Actinopteri; Perciformes; Anoplopomatidae. Gene Ontology annotation, biological process: phospholipid transport. Bases 294 to 890 code for a protein of 198 amino acids. Gene Ontology annotation, cellular component: mitochondrial intermembrane space.
UUAGCUCCUCUGUUAGCUUCCUCUGCGGCUAACUAAGGAGCUGCACAUCCACAGAGACCCUGAAUGCUAACUGACUAGCUCUCCAUGCUAGCUGUCAGUGACGUCAGCCUCCUGCAGUAACGCGGAAGUACCUUUAACAGCCACGUGGCGGCCUCCAUGAAGCACGAGCGUUGGUGGUAUAGUGCGCCUGAAUGAGUCGGCCGUGAGCUGAGUGUGUGUGUGUGUGUGUGUGUGUGUGUGUGUGUGUGUGUGUGUGAGUGUGAGUGUGUGUGUGUGUGUGUGUGUGUGUGGACAUGGGGAGACAUUUCCACAGUGAGGUGGACAUUAAGAGUCCAUGGCAUCAGGUGCUGGUGGCCUUCUGGCAGCGUUACCCGAACCCAUACAGCGCCCACGUCCUCACCGAGGACGUCCUGUACCGGGAGGUCACCCCUAGCAACCGCCUGUUGUCACGGCGACUGCUGACCAAGACCAACCGGCUGCCGGGCUGGGCGGAGCGCGUCUUCCCGGCCCACAUGUCCCGGGCCGUCUACGUCCUGGAGGACUCCAUCGUGGACCCGCACACACACACGCUGGUCACCAAGACCUGGAACGUCAACCACAACACCCUGAUGACCGUCGUGGAGCGAUGCUUCUUCGAGGAGGACAGCAGUCGGCCAUCUUGGACCAAACUGAGGAGGGAGGCCUGGAUCCUGUCGGCGGUCCGCGGCCUGGCCCGGCCCAUACAGGAGUUCGGACUCGCCAGGUUUAAAAGUAACCAAACCAGAGCCAUGAAGGGACUGGAGUACUCCCUGAGCAGGAUACAGACUGAGGCCCCCCUCCUCCCCCACCACAGGCCACGCCCACCUCUACCCAGAAGCCCCAGCAGUUUGUCUGAACUUCCUACGUACUGA